AUGGCAGAAGGCACCAGCUGUCUUGGAGACGCCCAGGCAGGAACAGGUGCCUUCUGGGAGGCCCUCAGGGUGCUCCUGCCACCCACAAAAGAAGCCCUGAAGUUGGAGCUCAGUGGGCAAGUGGAGAGGAGCGUGGUGGUGCUGCUGCAGCGAGCCACCGAGUCCUUCUACGAGGGCAGAAGGAGUGAGUGUCUGCAGACAAGCGAGGCGAUCCUGGACUACUCGUGGGAGAAGCUCAACACGGGGCCAUGGCGGGACGUGGACAAAGGCUGGCGCCAGGUUUAUUCGUUUGGCUGCCUUCUGAAAGCCCUGUGUCUGUGUGAAGCACCAGGAGACACUGCCGCCGUGUCUGCAGCCCUGAGGGUCUGCGACAUGGGCCUGCUGAUGGGGGCAGCCAUCCUGGGGAACAUCCUCAUCAAGGUGUCCGCUGUCCUCCAGGCGAACCUGCUGGCUGAUGAAAGGCGUGCCCACAGCCCUGCCCGGGAGCAACCCAUCACAAAGAAAGCAAGGAGUGAUCACGUUUUGAUUCCAGAUGUGACGUUAGAAAGAACAGUUCCCCGACUCCACUGCCCAUCCCUCGAGUAUUUCAGGAAACACUAUUUGAUUCCCGCGAGACCUGUGAUCUUGGAAGGCGUGGCCAACCACUGGCCGUGCAUGAAGAAGUGGAGUUUGGAAUACCUCCAAAAAAUCGCUGGCUGCCGAACUGUCCCUGUGGAAGUAGGUUCCAGGUACACAGAUGAAGAGUGGUCCCAGAGACUCAUGACUGUCAACGAGUUCAUCAGCAAAUACAUCGUGGAUGAGCCCGGGGACGUCGGGUACCUGGCCCAGCACCAGCUCUUCGACCAGAUCCCAGAGCUGAAGCAGGACAUCAGCAUUCCCGAUUACUGCUGCCUGGGCGAUGGGGAUGAAGACGAGAUCACCAUCAAUGCCUGGUUUGGUCCCCAAGGCACCAUCUCCCCACUUCAUCAGGAUCCCCAGCAAAACUUCCUCGCUCAGGUGAUCGGGAGGAAGUACAUCCAGCUGUACUCCCCACGGGACUCGGAGGCCUUGUAUCCUCAUGACUCACACCUUCUCCAUAACACAAGCCAGGUUGAUGUGGAGAACCCCGAUUUGGAGAAGUUCCCCAAGUUUGCUGAGGCUCCAUACCUGUCCUGCAUCCUGUCUCCCGGUGAGAUCUUAUUCAUCCCUGUCAAGCACUGGCACUAUGUUCGAGCUCUGGACUUGAGCUUCUCGGUCAGCUUCUGGUGGUCGUAG
Molecule: messenger RNA, 1254 nt
Organism: Chrysochloris asiatica (Cape golden mole)
Lineage: Eukaryota; Metazoa; Chordata; Mammalia; Afrosoricida; Chrysochloridae
Gene: KDM8
Product: lysine (K)-specific demethylase 8
Exons: 7
Coding region: 1-1254 (417 amino acids)
Cellular component (GO): nucleus
Molecular function (GO): histone H3K36 demethylase activity
Source: RefSeq, a predicted model, not a curated record